UGUAAUCAUCGAAAUGAUCUUUUUGGAAUUCAUAUACUUUAUAUAAACAAAAUCUCAAAAUCUUCUGGUGCUAGUAUUUUAAUAUCCUUACUAGAAUCUUUAUGAAAGAAGCAAAGUCUUCUUUUUUAGUUUCUGAUUGGUUAGCUUAAUUAAACAAUUUUGCUUGGAUGAUCAUGGGAAAUUUCCCCGAAUCAUAUGCAACUAAUCACUUUCUCGUUCAUAAGACAAGCUCUUUGCUGCGCAAUCAAAGUCCCAAAAUGCCACAUUCAAGAAGAAUUGGUGGGAACUAGCGGUAAACUAGUGUGAGCUGCGUCGGUGUUUUUUUUUUUCAUCCGCUGGAUGGCAAAAGUGCGGGCUCUGAGUACAUGAUUGUUUACAAUUUGAUCGGAACGCAAGAUGCCUCGAAACUUCUUUCCAAAAUUUCCUGAUAGUAUCAAAUCUAUGAAGAGACGAAUUUAUUUUAUUUGUGGCACGAUAAUAGCGUUACCUUUCGUCAGUGAAGCAAUCCAAACGGUGGAAAAAUAUGGUUUAAGCUUCAAUGCUUUCUGGUUUUUGUUACCUGCCUUUAUCAGAUUCAUUCUUAUUCAAGCUGUCGUGUUUAUUUUCUUAAAAUAUCUUCCAUAUAUUGAUUUUGUUAUGGGAACAUCUUUUAAGCAAUUUAUGGCACGAGUGUUUCCAUACGCCUGUGGACACAGAAGGCAUCUGGUAAAGUUCUUUUACCUUAGCAGUGGGAAGUUACUCAAAGAAAUUCUAGAUGAAAUCAUGUACAAAGUUUUUCCACCACCACCGCCAAAUGAAGAAUGCCAACAGUCGAGCAGCAAGGCUAUUUCCUUCUUUAAUAUUAUAGCAAAACAGCUGGGGAAAGUCAACAACACAUGUAUAUUUUCACACUUUUUUACAGGAAGUAUAAGUGAGGGAUAUGCCAUUCCAUUUCUACAGAGAGAGAAGAUCCCAAACCAGUUCAAUGGAUUGUGCUCUGAUUUUGAUGUUAUGAUUUGCUGUGAUUCGUAUCGUGCAUCAUUCAGUCAGAAAGGAAAUACAUAUAUCAAAAGCCUCAGUAAUAUUGGUCAAUUUGAUGAACCAUUGCUGCCUGUAUAUUGUCAGCUGCAUUUUCAAGACCCUGAUAAAGGAGGCAAAUUGCUUGACUUCAAUGAGCUCCUCAAGAAUCUUGAAAGCGCUGUUGAAACAUCUUCUAUCAGAGAUCUUGAUAUCAAAUUUAUGGACUCAUUGAUGACCAGGACAAGUAACAAUCAUGGUCCUUCAUUUAGGAUAAAAAUUGGUCCUCUUGGAAACGAAGUUUUUGAGGGUGACAUCACCCUAUGUGUCAAAUGUGAGGAGUGGCCUCCAUUAAGUAACUGGACAAGUCACACUGAUAGAUGGUGGCCAAGUGAAGACAAAGUGCGAAACAUUUUUUCAAAUGGUUUUCAUUUGGUUGCAUUGCCCCAAGAUUCAAACAAAUAUGGGAAAUGCACUUGGAGGUACUCCUUCUCCAUGGCAGAAGUUGAGUUAUCAAAGUUGGUCCCUAGCACUGCCAGAAAAUGCUUCUUGGCUCUUAAGAUAAUCCACAAGGAUCAUUUAAAACCAAUUUUACCUGAACUAUCUUCCUAUCACAUCAAGACAAUCUUUCUUAACACUCUUGAAAAGACAGAGGAACCAGAAAGGUUUUGGGUUGAUUAUAAUAUUGACAACUGUUUCCAAACUCUUCUACAGGAACUUCAUUAUUGUCUAACGACAGGACAUUGUAAUCAUUACUGGGUCGAUGGUGUGAAUCUGUUUGAUGAGAUACCUGAGAAGAAACGCAAGCAUCUGUUAACCUUGGCUGAUAAAGUAAACAACAUCAAGAGGAAUCCAUGUUUGUAUGUUGAAGAUAUUGGCUUGUAUGGUUACAUGAAGAUCAUGAUCAAGAAAAUUGGGUAUAUGAGGAUUUUAAUUCUAAUAGUAAGUUUUUUUAAAUUCUGCAAAUUUGCUUCUGUUCUAUAUGAUGAAGGACUAUGAAAAAGAAAGAUGACACAUGCCAGGGUUUGGAUUGACAUACAUAUAUACAGAAAUGCAUAACGUAAAGCCUUUUCAUGUAAGUGACUUAGUUGCUGUAUUUACCCAUCAUUGCAAAAUGUGCAAAUGAGAUUGACUGUAUCUGACUGUAUCCUAAAAUACAGUAAGAAUAUAAAAACUGGUUGAAAAACUAAAGCUAAAACCAAACUAGUAUUGAUUAUAAGCAAUAGAAAACAAAGGAUUUAUAAGAAUUCAGCAUGUACUUAGCUUUAUCAACGAUUACAUGAUGAGUUGUGGCUGCUGGGGCAGCCCCUCCCCCCCCCCCAGUUUUUUCGAAAAUUUAAUUUUGUUUCAUGAUAAAAGCUCGUUGUAUUUUCCUAUAAUGUAAUUCAUUAACAGUUAUAUCUACUGUAAAGUGAAAGCUAGAUGAUUAAAAAAGGAUUUCUUGAUCAC
Molecule: messenger RNA, 2445 nt
Organism: Exaiptasia diaphana
Lineage: Eukaryota; Metazoa; Cnidaria; Anthozoa; Actiniaria; Aiptasiidae
Exons: 2
Coding region: 397-1995 (532 amino acids)
Source: RefSeq, a predicted model, not a curated record